AUUAAUUUUAUGAACCGGAUCGUCAAUUUGUUUCUAAUAUCCUACACUAGCUAGCUAACACAUUUGUCAGUUACCAUGUCUUAGUCUUAGUCACGUUAGCUUAAUGCCGUUAGCAUAAUGCUAAUGCCGUUAUGAGGAACUCAAAUCCCUGUUAGAUUUCUGUACGGUUAGCUAACGUUAGCCAAUUUCAAUGCAUUUUUGAAACACUGUUAAUGCUGGGGUUAGUAAUGCCAAUGGCCAAUGUACAAAUUAAUUAUGACGGCCAAAUUACCUUGUAUUUUAGCUCACUACUUAGAUAGCUAAGUUACUAGUUAGUCAUUCGUAACUAGUCGUAUAUUUCGGCCAGAAUAUCCCACACUUCCAUUCAUGUUGAAAUUAUAAAUGAGCAACCAACCAAUUUCAAUGCAUUUAUGAAACCUCUAAAACCAAAUCAUUGUUUUCAUUAACUCAACUAACUUAAAUCAAGCUGAGAAAUGUUAAAAUGCAAAUAAAUAAACCAACAUUAGCAUAAUUAGCUCUAGUAGCCUGCUAGGCGCUAGCUGAGGCUAACCAUUGACUUGAGUAAGAACAUGCUCAUUUAUGUCAUAAAUACUGUUGGUGCUUGUCUAAGGCAUGUCUGUGUUUUUUAUCUGUUUUUAUUUAUUUAUUUUUAUUUAUUUAUUGUAUACAUAUUUAUUUUAUGUAUGACUUAGAUUGACUUUAAUCUGGGUUGUCAUGUUAUAUCAGCAAUAUUUAACUACUGUAAUCUACUUCUGUAAUUACUUUUUUUUUUAAACGCUGCAACAUUAAACUUACUACAAGUUAGUCUUAUUGUUUCCUCUCCUAGACAACAGAACAUCGAUCAUCUCCUCUGUGGUUGACCCUUACUGCUGGUGAAUUAUUGCUGACUCUGAGCUGUGAGUUGAUUCAUUUCUGAUUCAUUAUGAUUUUGCUAUAGCUCAACUGACGUUACAUUGGUUUACAGUUUAGACCACCUUCCACCACAAUAUUUUGUUUCUACAAGAAUUACAUCUUUGUCUUGCAUCCUCAACAAUAAAUUACCCAAUCACGACAACAAUGUGUUCUACAGUCAAAUUAAAUGUGACUCAUGGUUUUCAGAGAAGAAAUUAAACUUAAACUAAUUUAUUUCAACCAACUCAUAUGGGUAGAAGGUGCACCUGUGUUUAAGGAGGAUGACGAUAAGACUGUUUCGGAUUUGUGUCUAAAUACAUCACAAGUGCAAUCUGGCUCCAGAAUCUGAAGUGGAAAGGUUGGAAUGUAUCAAAGAACUGGAGGCAAGAGAGCCAGAUCAUGAAAAUGUUCAAGAAAAUAUUCCAGAAUACACUAAUCAAGCUAAUGCUGCAACAGAAGCCAGAGCCAUCAGAGAGCCUCCGACCUUUGACCCCACACUUCUACGGCAAAUGUAUCACCUGAACCAGAAACAAGCAUGUGUGUUCUAUGCAGUUAGAGACUGGUGCGUAAAGCGUGUCUGUGGCCUAAAUCCUGAGCAGUUUUUCUUUUACAUCAAUGGUGGUGCUGGAACAGGAAAGUCACAUCUUAUUAAAUGCAUCUACUCAGAAGCAUCUAAGAUACUGUGCAAACUGCCUAGCCAUUCUGAGGAGGAGGUCCUAUUGACAGCUUUCACUGGAACUGCAGCCUUUAAUAUAUCAGGAUCAAGACUGCACUCUUUGCUCAAGCUUCCACGAAGUCUGAAACCUCCAUUUCAAGGACUUGGUAACCAACUGGAUGAAGUCCGAUCAGAACUUUUAAAUUCUGAAAUCCUCAUCAUUGAUGAAGUGUCCAUGGUGUCAAAACCCCUGUUUGCUUAUGUGGAUGCAAGACUGAAACAGAUCAAAGGUAGUCCCAAACCCUUUGGAGGAAUGUCAGUAAUAGCUGUUGGAGACUUUUAUCAGCUACCACCAAUGCGACAGUCCAAGACCCUCUGUGUGUACGAGCCAUGUGAGAUUGAUCUAUGGCAGGAACACUUUCAGACAAUCACCCUGACUGAGAUUAUGCGGCAGAAGGAUGAUGUUGCCUUUGCAGAGAUGUUGAACCGGAUCUGUGUGAAAGGAAAGUCAGGUGAGUUGUCUCAAGCAGAUAGAGCCUUGUUGUCACAGACCAUCACUGAACCAUCACUUUGUCCACCUGAUGUCCUGCACAUCUUUGCAACUAAUAAACAGGUCGAUUCACACAACUCAGUAACAUUAGCUCUGCUCCAUUCUAAUAUCACCAAGAUCGAUGCAGAUGACUACAAGAAGGACCCACGAACUGGAAGAAUGGCUCGUCAAGCCCAACCAUACAAAGGAACUAGAAUGAGUUACCAGACACACUAAACAUAGCUGAAGGUGCUUGAGUCAUGCUCACCAGAAACAUACACGUGUCUCAGGGAUUGGUGAAUGGAUCGUUUGCUACACUAGUCAGGGUAAUAACCUCAGUACAGAGUGGUGUUGCACAUGUUACUAUGCUUGGGCUCAAGAUGGAUGAUCAAACUGCUGGAAGGAAUUACCGUAAUAGAGCACCAGGCGGCCCUGAUGAUGUGGUGUACAUAGAGAGAGCAGAGGACAAUCUGAAACAGAAAGGAGUUGUACGCAGACAGUUUCCUGUUAGACUUACCUUUGCCUGUACGAUGCACAAGGUUCAGGGUAUGACAAGGACAUCAGCUGUAGUGUCACUGAAACACAUUUUUGAACCUGGCAUGGCUUACGUAGCUAUCAGUAGAGUGACCUCUCUCAGUGGACUGCAGAUGCUGGAUCUGGAUGAGAGUAAAAUCUAUGCCGACCCAGAAAUCACUGGAGCCCUCGAGACCAUGAGAGAUGUCAACUUGGACGACAUGAUGCCUCUUCUUCGUAUAACACAGACAUCGAGCAGACGUGACACUCUGACCAUUGUUCACCAUAACACGGAAGGUUUGCCAUCGCACAUCAAUGACAUCAGGAGCCAUCAUGAACUGUGUCUUACAGAUGUUUUGUGUCUCACAGAAACUCACCUUCAAGGCUCCUUUGUUGCAGAGAAUCUCCAUUUAGAGGGCUACAACCUGUUCAAACGCAACAGACACCUGUCCUACACAAAUGUUCCACAAAUAGCCAACAGAGGUGGUGGUGGAGUUGCUUUUUAUGUGAAAAGUCACGUUCAGGUGCGUGAGAAACAGUACGUACAUAAUGUGACCGAUCUUGAGGUUGUGGCUCUGAAGGUAGAAGCCCCAGUGAGAGCCUUGAUUGCAGCUGUGUACAGACCUCCAGACUACAGUGUGAGAUCAUUCCUGUCCAACCUGGGGAGCCUGCUGGACUCAUUGGAGAUCAUGGACUGUCAGCCCAUUAUUGUCUGUGGUGAUUUCAACGAGAAUCUCUUCUCCAACACUGGUAAGCCAAUCCUUGAGCUCUUCUAGUCCAGAGGAUUUGCACAAGUCAUCACUAAUGCAAUCACUUAAGAACACACUGCUGGACCUCAUUUUCAUCUCUCAACCACAACGCUGUCUCCAUUCUGGUGUAAUGAGAACUUAUUACAGUUAUCACCGCCCUUUCUACUGUGUCAUGUCCUCUAACAGUCCAUGAAGGUAUCAGCUGAGUUUUAAAAGAAAAAUAUAAUGUACUUAACUUUCAAUAAUAUUGUAUAUACAGUUAUUUCAUUCCAGUUAUCCAGAGGUGGGGGAUCCUCUGUGCAUUUAUAUCUCUCCACCACAGCAGCACCGUCAUUCUGGUACAGUAAAUACAUUUCCCUUGUCACUAUCAUGUUUUCUGUCUAUAUUCUUCCAACAGGUCUGAAAAUAAUCAUGUAAGACCAAUAGCCACUGAGAAUCAUGUAUUUUUUUUUAAACAAACCCAAUUGUUGUGAGUCUGGGAUUAUGUAACUGUUGAUGUAAAGCAGGGGUGCACAAACCUUUUUGGCUCGCAAGCUUCCAGUCUAGCCUCACCUCCUUCUGAACUGUGAGGAUCAGCUCACAGCAUCUAAGACAUGCCAAAGACUGCAGCACCAACUGAACUGUCAAUCAACCGAGGACCCA
Messenger RNA from Gasterosteus aculeatus aculeatus (three-spined stickleback), 3979 nucleotides. Lineage: Eukaryota; Metazoa; Chordata; Actinopteri; Perciformes; Gasterosteidae. The record is from RefSeq and is a predicted model, not a curated record.